UUCAUUUAAAAAAAAAAUAAAAAAAAUUCAAAAUGUUCAAAUAUGGUAGUACAUGGCAUUACCUCUUCGCGACACUUUCCGAAAUGUUCAAACACUUGGAAGGCAGAAAUGGAGCUUUGGAGGAGGACGAGGAGGUGGAGAAAAAUAGCGAAGGGGAGGAAGCAGGAGGAGGAGGAGGAGCCAUAAGAUGGCGAUGGGGAGGAGAGGGAGGAGUAGGAGGACGAAGAAGAUGGCGAUGGCGAAAACGAUAUGCUUCCAAAAUGCAAAUAUCGGAUGUUUUUGUGAUAGAGGAGGAGGAGGCGGAAGAGGAGGAGAAGGAGGCGGAAGAGGAGGAGAAAAAGGAGGAGGAGGAGGAGAAGGAGUGAAAUUCCGGUUUUCGCAGACUAACUUUUUGCAAAAAAAAAAUGAAGAUUCGAUUUUCAG
Chara braunii is the source of this 423-nucleotide messenger RNA. The record is from the annotation of a GenBank genome assembly. NCBI's taxonomy places the organism in Eukaryota, Viridiplantae, Streptophyta, Charophyceae, Charales, Characeae.